Molecule: messenger RNA, 1662 nt
Organism: Sorex araneus (European shrew)
Lineage: Eukaryota; Metazoa; Chordata; Mammalia; Eulipotyphla; Soricidae
Gene: EVI2A
Product: ecotropic viral integration site 2A
Exons: 2
Coding region: 187-900 (237 amino acids)
Cellular component (GO): membrane
Source: RefSeq, a predicted model, not a curated record
CUGUGGUUUGGGUUUAAAAGUGGAAAGCUAGCUGCACUUAUCCCUUUCUGCUGCAGAUUUACUUUAAGAUUCAUGUUCUCCAAGUCUAUUUUGCUUUAAAUUACUUGGAAGUUGUACCUCAAGACAAGAAAAGAAGUGGCCUUUAAAAAUCAGGUUAUAAUCAGAUUUGACCAAGCACUUUGUAAGAUGACCAGUAUGCUCUCAGACAUGGAACACACAGGACAUUACCUGCAUCUUGCUUUUCUGAUGGCAACAGUUUUCUCUUUGUCUUCUGCAACAGAAGUGAACUAUACUCAUUUGUGGGCUAACAAUAGCACUGUCUCGGAUCCAGAUAUUCAAAAUAAGACAGGCAGAAACCAAAACGAAAACAUUAACAAAAACCCUGCAACUCCUGAAAUACACAAAAACGCAAUUUCUACAAAUAUGCCUAAAAUAGCAACAUCAGCUCACAUCAUACCUUUAAUUCCUAAGUUAAAACUAGAGCCUUUUACAACGCCUGAUGUCAGGAACAGUUCAACAAUACAGAGCAACAAAAACACAAGCAAAAAUCACAGUGGAAUUUUAAAAAAUUCCUGCGAGGAAAACAACUACAGAAUGGCUAUGCUAGUUUGCUUAAUUGUAAUUGCAGUGCUUUUUCUUAUUUGUACCAUUCUAUUUCUAUCAACUGUGGUUCUGGCAAACAAAGUCUCAUCUCUCAAACGAGCAAACCAAGUAGGCAAGCGUCAGCCUAGAAGCAAUGGAGAUUUUCUGGCAUGCAGUGGUCUAUGGCCUGCUGAAUCAGACACUUGGAAAAGAGCACAACAGCUCACAGGGCCCAACCUAAUGAUGCAAUCUCCUGGAGUGCUCACAAUGACAAGGGAAAGAAAAGAUGGAGAAGGAACCAGAAAACUCACUAACUGAUACUCCAGAGAAGAAAAACGCCAAGUGGCAAUGGGAACAUUUACAGAAUAGAAAUGGAAGUCAGUUUGAUAUUUAAUAUUGAUGUAUCAGUCUGAUGGUUUCAAAUUUGACAAGGCAAAGGCCAUGGAAAUGCUCAGAAGGCUAGAGGACAUGGUCCUCCAAGCAUCCCCCAGAGGCCUCUGAGCACUCAUCUGGGGUGUAUUCCCUGAGCAACAGUAGGUGUUGGGGGGAGACACACAAAUGGACAUGGUAGGUAGUCCAGAUAAUUCAGUGUCAAGCAAGUGAGAAGGCGAGAAAUAUGCCUGCUUACUUAAUUACUUUAAUUGUGCACUUUUGUUUUGACACUGAAUACUUUGAAAAGAAAAAAAACAAAACAACCAAGCAUUUGGGGACGUUUUAAAGAUAAGCUGAAAAGCUGACAAGCUAACUGCAAUAGAAAGGGUCAAUAAACAAUUAUUUCCUGUUCUGCAACAGAAGUGAGAUGAUCUUUGUCUGAAUAUAACUUUGAAGAAUUUGUGAUGAAUUUUAAGGACAAAUAUAUGCUUUUGUAUCUAACAGGAAUUGAAUUCCUAAUGCAUAGAGCUGAACUACAUAGCUUAAUGGCAACAUUUUUGCUGAACUGAGCAGAAUCCACAUAGGCAUAUGUAUCAAUAAGCUAACUUUACACGUUGAAUUUUACCUAUGACAUACAUAAGUGUUUUUCUAUUAUAUUUAAAUACAUUUUUCAUUUUAUAUAAUAAAGAUUCAUAUUAAAAUACUUAU